This is a messenger RNA of Sesamum indicum (sesame), 711 nucleotides long. RefSeq names its product Bifunctional inhibitor/lipid-transfer protein/seed storage 2S albumin superfamily protein. The record is from RefSeq and is a predicted model, not a curated record. Gene Ontology annotation, molecular function: lipid binding. Gene Ontology annotation, biological process: lipid transport. Lineage: Eukaryota; Viridiplantae; Streptophyta; Magnoliopsida; Lamiales; Pedaliaceae.
AACACUACACCACCCUAAAAUUCCAUCUGCAGCUUUCAACAAACUCUUCAAUUUUGAUCAUGGCAUACUCGACCCCAGCAAUCCGCCUUCUGGCGACAACUCUUGUUGUCGUCCUUUUAAUCGCACCGGCAACCGCUAUCACAUGCAGCGACGUGAUCAAGGACCUGCAGCCUUGCGUUAACUAUCUGAAGAGCGGGAGCGGAGCGCCACCAGCCGCAUGCUGUGCUGGGGCCUCAAACCUAGCGUCGUCCGCCACGACCACGGCCGAUAAGCAGACUGCUUGCAGCUGCCUCAAGACUGCUGCAAAGAACAUCAGUCUCAAGCCUGAGUUGGCAAAGUCUCUGCCUGGGAAUUGUGGGAUCUCCCUCCCAUUUGAAGUCUCACCCAAUGUUGAUUGCUCCAAGAUCAGUUAAACUGCUGGACAAUGAGAACGUCGGGUGUACGCGUUUCUACGGUAUGAUCAUCGAGGCAGGACGACCAACACAUAUAAUAACCUCGGAUGUUACUUAUCCUGAGUUUAAUUGUAUUUGUUUCAUAUUCGAGUUUCUACUAUGUCUGGUGUUUUGUGUUGAAUAAAUUGCAGCUUCUCCUCUGUGGGGAGAAUUUGUUCGGAGAUACCUUAUGUUGUCGUAUGUGUUAUUUCUGCUGGUUGAGUACUAUUACUAUAUUGUCUAUGUACUAUGAAAAGAAAUGUCUGAGGUUUCUUCUAUU